Molecule: messenger RNA, 3582 nt
Organism: Pichia kudriavzevii
Lineage: Eukaryota; Fungi; Ascomycota; Pichiomycetes; Pichiales; Pichiaceae
Exons: 1
Coding region: 1-3582 (1193 amino acids)
Biological process (GO): nuclear-transcribed mRNA catabolic process, nonsense-mediated decay
Cellular component (GO): telomerase holoenzyme complex
Molecular function (GO): telomerase RNA binding; telomeric repeat DNA binding; protein binding
Source: RefSeq, a predicted model, not a curated record
AUGUCCGUCGACACACAGAGCGUCAUUUCUGAUGAGCAGGGCGAACGAAGCCAAAAUAACAAAUAUAGUAGACGCAAUACGGAACGUCAGCAACAAAUUGACAUUGACUCGAUAAUAUCCUCCAACAAGGCCACAAUACGUGAUAUUCUAAAUCAUUUCAACACUCAACAAGACACUUCUUUGCUACAAGGGACUCUUUCAUUUUGUAAUUCGAAAUUCACUUCGUUUAUAUUGGGAAAUCUUUCCGAAGAAUAUACAGCGUCUAAAGAAUUGACACUUUCCGAGGGGGGUAUUCUUGUCAAUGAUAGAAACGACACACCUUCAAACUCGCUAGGGAAUAUUGUUGAUAGAGUUUGGAUCGAAAUUCAUCAUCCGGCUAUUAAAUAUUUUCAAAAUGCCUUUUAUCAGUUGAGUAAACCCACUAAGGAUGCACAUGAUCAAGGCCAUUAUUCCGGUUCAAAUACAAAGCGUCAUGCUAACAAGUACGGCAAGACGAGUAACAAUGGUGGCAAUGAAACCGGAAAUGGAAAUGGAAACUUAUUUGUUGAAUAUAGAAAGCUGUUUGAGAAAUUUGUUAAAUUCAUCUCCAAAGCCCAUGAUUUCUAUUUUUUCAUCUUGAAGUCCAUCUUGAAUACUUAUGACUUAUCCGUUUUUAUUCCGGUGAAGAAAAUAUGUUCAACUUUGAAAAUCGAUCUAACUUCAGUCUCUGAAUCAAAGGAUGCUAGGUUGUCACUCUUAGAUCCAGGGAUGAAUCAUUUGGCGUCAACCAUAAUCUAUUUAACUCAUAAAUGUGUUUUGUUUAUUGGAGACUUAUCGAGGUAUCGGACUCUAGUGGCGAAAACGUAUUUACCAGCAACAUCAAUUUCAAAGGAGGAUAAUAACAAUUAUUCCAAAUCGAUUGAGCUUUACAAAUUAUCUUUAUUAAUUUUACCUUCUCUUGGUGACCCCUACAACCAUAUUGCCAUUAUCGAUAAUUUGAAAGACGAUAAAUUCAACGUCAUCUAUAACUUUAUUAGGGCCUCCUUAACUUCAUCUCCCUUGACAAUUGCGUAUUCUAAUUUACUCAAUUUGCUGAACAAAAAUGCAAAGAACAAUUCAAUUCUGAAAAAGUUUGAGCAGCUGAAUUCAUUGGAUAGAUCAACGAUUACCAAGAAUGAUCGGUUAAGUUUAUUAAAGUCACAGUUCUUAAUUUUAUUCAAUUAUCACUUAUUGCCUUCCAAAUGGAGAUUAAAGCCUGGUUUCUUAAUAACAGGACAUCCUAUUGACAUAAUUGAAUCAGAUUUUUAUUAUUUACUCUCUAUUUUAGAUUUCCAUAAACAAAUAUUCAACGAUUUUUAUUUUAAGCAGCUGGUCAUACUUACAGGUGGAUUUGAAUUGUUGAUUGACUCAAAAAACUUGAACAAUAAUUCAAAUCUGACGCAAUCAACUGAAAUUCUUUCUGAUUACUUAAACUUUAUCUUCAGAUACUUAGAAACAUUUCUUAAAAUUUGCAUAAAAAUUUGCCGGUGUAAUCAUAAGGAUGACAUUUCCAUGAUGUCAACAAUUAAUACCAAUAUUACCGGAGAUACUCCACCCUCUUCUGCAUCGUCAUUUUCUGCCAAUCAAAAGUUUUCAAUGUCUUUUUCCACAUCUCUGUUACCCGUUCUAAGACUAUUACUUUGCUGGUUCAAAGAAAGAGAAAUCGCAAGACUUUAUUUAAGGGAGAAUAAUAAUGUUGCUAGUCUACUUGCGCAAUUAGUGAACGCUUCGCUUGAUUACGUUGGCAAUUCUGCAAAUAUACCAUAUCUUAAAUCUAUUUAUCCAAUGGCACUUCAAGGUGAGCCACUAGUCAAAGCGUUGUCUGACAAACCUAGACGUAAGAGGUUGUUCAAAGAAGAUGUUGCCUUAAGAGAAUUCAAGCCAAUCAAUUACCUAUUAACUGAUUUUGAAGAUUCACAUUUGUAUCAUAAGGAUGCUAAAUCAGUUUUGACUUUAAUUGGCGAAUUGCCAGAAACAUUACCACCAUCUACCCUAGAUAGCAAAACUGAUGUGAAUGGCGCAGACAUGUCGAACAAUUCAGUUAAUGGACUCUCAAUCAAAAUCAAUGACAAUCUGUUGAGAUUAAUUGCCGUCAUUGUCUUAGGCAAACAGUUAGUUAUAGAGAAUUCAGAUACAAUCAAAUGGUACGAACCGGAUCCUGGUAGCGAUGAUAAUGUUGACGUUGCUGCGCAAGAAGUCAAUAUCGAAAACGAGUCCAAUAAGCUAGGUCAUUUUGUUAUUGAUGAAGAAAUUGAUAUAGAAAUUACUGAACCGAAAAUUAUUAGUUGUAAUAAAAAAGUCAAUGACAAGACUAAAGCCAGUAAUAACAAAUCCAAAAAUAAGAAAAAAGAAAAAGAUACUUCUUUCUACAAUAAUAAUUCAAACGCCAAUGGUCCUGUUAGAUUGAAUGAGAAUCUUAAAGGCUCUGUGCCAAUGGUAUAUGCAGGUAGUUCGUUUAGUAACUUUGGGGCUCCACCGCCUGGCUCAUUUGGAAAGUUUAAUAAGCUCAAGAAGAAACAAAAUACCAGUAAAGGUCUCAAAAGGCCGCAAAGCUCGAGCUCUAUCAACUCACCAUCAAAUAAGGUACAUGCAGAGCCACACCCUAAUAAAUCUUCAGGCACUACCAAAAAUGUCAUUAACAAUGAACCAGAAGGGUCUGAAUCACAUUCGAAGUAUAUUAGUAUGGUUGAUUCUAUUAUUAAUGAAGAUGUUAAUGAUAGAUCUUUCAAUAAAGAUUCGGAAAGUAUCAAAGAUCAGCACGAACAACCAGAUAGUCAUGUUUCUAGUAACCAUGUCGAUGUUUCAAAAUCCAAUGAGUUUUCUGUUAGUAAUAUAGGUAUCACUGACGACAAUUCACGUUCUCUACAAAAUAUGGAUUACUCGCAAUCCAAUUCAUCUAUUAACGAAAAACUAUCAUUAUUGAGUAAUAAUGAUCAUACGGGAGAUGGUAAUUAUUCAAACUUUUUCAGUAAGUGGAAUCCAAUCGAAAAUAAUACUAGCAAUAGUAGUUUUGAAGGGAAUUUCAGGUCGACAUCUCAAUCGCAACCUGAGUCUCGACCUUCGACACAAAGAGAAUCACAAGCAAAUGUUAUGAAUCAAUUGAAUCAAAUGAAUUUGAUGAAUAACUUCCAAGGUUAUAAUUUCAACGAUGUCAAUAGAUAUCAGAAUGUAAAUAACUUCCACUCAAUGAGCAACAUUGAUAAUUAUAAUAAUGUGAAUAUGGGUAUGAAUUAUAAUCAUUACCAUAUGAAUCUGAACAACUUGAUGAACAUGCCAUUAAAUGGUUCUAGUAUGAAUGGUUUCGAAAAUAACUUGCACUUAAACCAAAUGAACAAUAACCAUGAUUUUAAUCAGUUUGGCAAUGUCAAUAAUAUGAUGAUGGAUGGUCUUAACAACAUGAACGGGAUGGCGUCGCUACAAAAUUAUAAUCCAAUGAUGAUGGGUUUCAAUAUGCCGGACGUGAGUGUUCUCAAAUUGAAUGACACGAAUCGUCAGCAUCCCUUGUUCGAAGAUGGCACAGGAUCGAGCAGUACAGGAGAUGACGCAGGAUCUAACAAAGGAUAA